Messenger RNA from Mus musculus (house mouse), 8150 nucleotides. RefSeq names its product TBC1 domain family, member 23 (gene Tbc1d23). Lineage: Eukaryota; Metazoa; Chordata; Mammalia; Rodentia; Muridae. The transcript has 14 exons. The record is from RefSeq and is a predicted model, not a curated record. Gene Ontology annotation, cellular component: Golgi apparatus; cytoplasmic vesicle; trans-Golgi network. The coding region runs from base 5298 to 6653 and encodes 451 amino acids. Gene Ontology annotation, biological process: nervous system development; brain development; retrograde transport, endosome to Golgi.
GAAAUAAUGCCUUCCCCACAUGAGGAAAUUAAUUUUGCAGAGUCUGCUCACGGCCCACCAAUAGUUUCUUCUAGACCUGUAACCAGACUCAAAGCAAAACAGGCUCCUAGAGGGGAGGUAGAAAGUGUAGUCCAUGAGGAAAUUCGCUACACUACUAAGGAGCUUAAUGAGUUUGCUAAUUCAUUCAAGCAGAAACCUGGUGAAUAUGUGUGGGAAUGGAUUUUAAGGGUGUGGGAUAAGGGUGGAAGGAACAUAAAACUAGAGCAGGCUGAGUUUAUUGACAUGGGUCCUCUGAGUAGAGAUUCUAGGUUUAAUACGGAAGCUCGCAUAGUUAAAAAAGGUGUCAAAAGUUUGUUUGAAUGGUUGGCUGAGGUGUUUAUCAAAAGAUGGCCUACUGGAAAUGACUUGGAGAUGCCUGAUAUUCCAUGGCUUAGUGUUGAUGAAGGGAUUUUAAGACUUAGGGAAAUUGCAAUGCUAGAGUGGAUAUAUUGUGUAAAGCAUAAUUGUCCACAAUGGGAAGGUCCAGAAGAUAUGCCUUUCACCAGCUCUAUAAGACGCAAAUUGGUGAGAGGGGCACCAGCACAUUUGAAGGGUUUUGUUCUUUCCCUUUUCCUUGUGCCAGAUCUUAGCAUUGGAGAUGCUUCUGCUCAAUUAGAUGAAUUAAAUUCACUGGGUUUAGUUGGAUUCCGAGGUAACAAGGGCCAGGUGGCAGCAUUGAAUCGCCCGAGACAAGGUGAUUCUAGUUAUUAUAAUGGACAGCGUAGACAAAAGAAUGUUUAUAAUAACAUACCCAGUAAUGGUCAGCACAGGAGAGGUGAAAUUUAUAAUGGCAUGACUCGGUUGGACCUUUGGUACUGGCUAACCAAUCAUGGUGUUUCCAGGAAUGAAAUACAUAGGAAGCCUACUGCAUAUUUGUUUGAUCUGUAUAAGCAGAAAAAUUCUCAAACAAAUGAAAGAAAGGCUACAUUAGAUCGUGGUAAACAGCCAAAUGAAAGAAAGGCUACAUUAGAUCGUGGUAAACAGCAAUCUCGGCCAGUGAAUCAAUUUCCAGACUUGAGACAGUUUGCAGAUCCAGAACCCCUUGAAUGAAGGGGUGGCCAGGUUCCGCUGAGGAAGGAUCUUGAUAAGACACUCAAAGGUUUUGCUGUUACCCUUUCUCCAGUUCUUCCCCAGAGGGACCUACGGCCUUUUACAAGGGUAACUGUACACUGGGGAAAAGGAAAUAAUCAGACUUUUCGGGGUCUGCUGGAUACUGGUUCUGAGUUGACACUGAUCCCAGGGGAUCCCAAGAAACAUUGUGGCCCUCCAGUUAAAGUAGGGGCUUAUGGAGGGCAGGUGAUUAAUGGAGUUUUGACUGAUGUCCGACUCACAGUAGGUCCAGUAGGUCCCCGGACACAUCCUGUGGUGAUUUCCCCAGUUCCAGAAUGUAUAAUUGGGAUAGAUAUACUCAGAAAUUGGCAGAAUUCUCAUAUUGGUUCCCUGAACUGUAGAGUGAGGGCUAUUAUGGUUGGAAAGGCCAAAUGGAAGCCUUUAGAGUUGCCUUUGCCAAAGAAAAUAGUGAAUCAAAAACAGUAUCGUAUUCCUGGAGGCAUUGCAGAAAUUACUGCCACUAUCAAGGACUUGAAAGACGCAGGGGUGGUGGUUCCCACCACAUCUCCGUUUAACUCUCCUAUCUGGCCAGUGCAGAAAACAGAUGGAUCAUGGAGAAUGACAGUUGAUUAUCGAAAACUAAAUCAGGUAGUAACUCCAAUUGCAGCUGCUGUACCAGAUGUAGUUUCGUUACUUGAGCAAAUUAACACAUCUCCUGGCACCUGGUAUGCGGCUAUUGAUCUGGCAAAUGCCUUCUUCUCAGUACCUGUCCAUAAGGACCACCAGAAGCAAUUUGCUUUCAGUUGGCAAGGCCAACAGUAUACCUUCACAGUUUUGCCUCAAGGAUAUAUUAACUCUCCUGCCCUGUGUCAUAAUUUAGUAAGAAGGGAUCUUGAUCGUUUGGAUCUUCCACAAAAUAUCACAUUGGUGCACUAUAUUGAUGACAUUAUGCUGAUUGGACCAAGUGAGCAGGAAGUAGCAACCACUUUGGACUCAUUGGUAACACAUAUGCGUAUCAGAGGAUGGGAAAUAAAUCCAACCAAAAUUCAAGGACCAUCUACCUCAGUGAAAUUCUUAGGAGUCCAGUGGUGUGGGGCAUGCAGAGAUAUUCCUUCUAAGGUGAAGGAUAAGUUAUUGCACCUAGCCCCUCCUACAACCAAGAAAGAAGCACAACGUUUAGUGGGUCUAUUUGGAUUCUGGAGACAACACAUCCCUCACUUGGGUGUGUUACUUAGGCCUAUUUACCAAGUGACUCGGAAAGCUGCUAGCUUUGUGUGGGGCCUGGAACAGGAGAAGGCCCUUCAACAGGUCCAGGCUGCUGUGCAGGCUGCUCUACCACUUGGACCAUAUGACCCAGCAGACCCGAUGGUACUUGAGGUAUCUGUGGCUGAUAGAGAUGCUGUUUGGAGCCUCUGGCAGGCCCCUGUAGGUGAAUCACAGAAAAGACCUUUGGGAUUUUGGAGCAAAGCUCUACCAUCAUCUGCAGACAACUAUUCUCCCUUUGAAAAACAGCUCUUGGCCUGCUAUUGGGCCUUAGUGGAAACUGAACGUUUGACAAUAGGACACCAAGUUACUAUGCGACCUGAACUACCCAUCAUGAGCUGGGUACUAUCAGACCCUGCAAGUCAUAAAGUGGGACGCGCACAGCAGCAGUCUAUUAUCAAAUGGAAGUGGUAUAUACGUGAUCGGGCCAGAGCAGGUCCUGAAGGCACAAGCAAGUUACAUGAAGAAGUUGCUCAAAUGCCUAUGGUUUCUACUCCUGUUACAAUGCCAUCUGCUGCCAAGCAUGCACCUAUAGCCUCAUGGGGUGUUCCCUAUGAUCAACUGACCGAAGAGGAGAAGACUAGAGCCUGGUUUACUGAUGGCUCUGCACGUUAUGCAGGCACCACCCAGAAGUGGACAGCUGCAGCAUUACAACCCCUUUCUGGGACAACCUUGAAAGACACAGGUGAAGGGAAAUCUUCACAGUGGGCAGAACUUCGGGCAGUACACAUGGUAUUACAGUUUGUUUGUAAGAAGAAGUGGCCAGAUGUACGAUUAUUCACUGACUCAUGGGCUGUAGCCAAUGGAUUGGCUGGAUGGUCAGGGACUUGGAAAGAUCACAAUUGGAAAAUUGGUGAGAAAGACAUCUGGGGAAGAAGUAUGUGGAUAGAUCUCUCCAAAUGGGCAAAGGAUGUGAAGAUAUUUGUGUCCCAUGUAAAUGCUCACCAAAAGGUGACUUCAGCCGAGGAGGAGUUCAAUAAUCAAGUGGAUAAGAUGACCCGUUCUGUGGACAGUCAGCCUCUCUCCCCAGCCAUCCCUGUCAUUGCUCAAUGGGCACAUGAACAAAGUGGUCAUGGUGGUCGAGAUGGAGGUUAUGCUUGGGCUCAGCAACACGGGCUUCCACUCACCAAAGCUGACCUGGCUACUGCUGCUGCUGAUUGCCAGAUCUGCCAACAGCAGAAACCAACACUGAGCCCCAGAUAUGGCACCAUUCCUCGAGGUGACCAGCCAGCAACCUGGUGGCAGGUUGACUACAUUGGACCACUUCCUUCGUGGAAAGGACAGCGUUUUGUUCUUACUGGAGUAGAUACUUAUUCUGGUUAUGGAUUUGCCUUUCCUGCACGUAAUGCCUCUGCUAAAACCACCAUUCACGGAUUGACAGAAUGCCUCAUCUAUCGUCAUGGUAUUCCACACAGUAUUGCUUCUGACCAAGGAACUCAUUUCACAGCCAGAGAAGUUCGACAGUGGGCCCACGAUCAUGGAAUACACUGGUCUUACCACAUUCCCCAUCAUCCUGAAGCAGCUGGGCUGAUAGAAAGAUGGAAUGGCCUUUUGAAGACGCAGUUACAGCGCCAAUUAGGUGGUAACAGCUUGGAAGGCUGGGGCAGAGUUCUUCAGAAGGCAGUAUAUGCUUUGAAUCAGCGCUCGAUAUAUGGUACAGUUUCACCCAUAGCCAGGAUUCAUGGGUCCAGGAAUCAAGGGGUGGAAAAAGGAAUAGUUCCACUUACUAUCACUCCUAGUGACCCUCUAGGAAAAUUUUUGCUUCCUGUCCCCAUAACUCUAGGUUCUGCUGGCCUAGAAGUUUUGGCUCCAGAGAGGGGAGUCCUCCUACCAGGAGCUACAACAAACAUUCCAUUGAACUGGAAGCUCAGACUUCCCCCUGGUCAUUUUGGGCUUCUAAUGCCCUUAAACCAACAGGCUAAAAAAGGAAUAACAGUGUUAGGAGGGGUGAUAGAUCCAGAUUACCAUGGAGAAAUUGGAUUACCUCUUCACAAUGGUGGUAAGCAAGAUUAUGUCUGGAGUGUAGGAGAUCCCUUAGGGCGUCUCUUAGUACUACCAUGUCCUGUGAUUAAAGUCAAUGGGAAACUACAACAGCCUAAUCCAAGCAGGAUGACAAAGGACGCAGACCCAUCAGGAAUGAAGGUAUGGGUCAAUCCUCCAGGAAAAGAGCCAAGACCUGCUGAGGUGCUGGCUGAAGGUGAAGGAAAUACAGAAUGGGUAGUAGAGGAAGGUAGUUAUAAAUACCAAUUAAGGCCACGUAACCAGUUGCAGAAACGAGGAUUAUAAAGUAAUAUGAAUGCCCAUUGUAAAUUUACUAAUGCGUUUGCGAUUGUACGAGGGAUAGUUAUAUCAUGUUAGGCGUAUUUACAACCUUGUUAUUGUUUCAUGUGAACAUGAGAUAUUAUUUGUGUCAAGUUGACAAGGGGUGGAUUGUAGUGGCUAUUCCUGGUUGUCAACUUGACAAUAUUUGGAAUGAACUACAAUCCGGAAUUGGAAGGCUCACCAGUGACCCUUAUCUGGAGGCUUGGAGAUCCUUAUCUGGAUCUUGGUUUGAAGAUCUUGAGCCAUAUUGGCUAUGGAUUCCAGAAGAUUGAAUCUCCGAGUUUAAGGAACACACCUUUAAUCUGGGCUACGCCUUUCAUCUGGGAUUAAAGGUGUGGUGGAACACACCUUUAAUCUGGGCUACACCUUCUGCUGGAGACAAUAUAAGGACAUUGGAAGAAGGGAGUCUAGCUCUUGCUCCUGCUCCUUCGCCUGCUUGCUGCAUGAGACUGAGUAACUGCUAGAUCCUUGGACUUCCAUUCACAGCUGUGACUGAACGAUUGUUGGGAAUUGAGCUGCCGACUCUCGGGAGCCUUUUUGCACAUUACUGUUCCACUGAGGUCACCCAGGCAAUAUGGGACGGAUAUCUACAGCAAGCGGACCCGUUUUUUAUUUAUUUCUUAAUGUUAAUUAUCCUUGUUAAUACAAAAGAAGUUAUUUUAGCACAAGAGUCUGACAGCAAAGAAGAAGUUAUCCGCUUUUUGGAAAGUACCCCGGCCAGCCUGAAUCUGGAAGACAUAGAAGACCUGUUCUCUUUGGCUCAGUAUUACUGUAGUAAGACGCCAGCUUCUUUUAGGAAGGAUAACCAUCAUCUCUUCGGUAGCACCCUGCUGGGGAUCAAGGACGACGAGGCAGAUCUGAGCCAGGCUCUGUGUCUGGCUGUUUCAGUAUCAGAGAUCCUUCAAGCUAAUCAGCUGCAAGGGGAAGGAGUCCGGUUCUUCGUGGUGGACUGCCGUCCUGCGGAGCAGUACAAUGCUGGGCAUUUGGCAACCGCGUUCCACCUAGACUCAGACUUGAUGCUCCAGAAUCCAUCUGAGUUUGCACAGUCAGUAAAGUCCUUGCUAGAAGCACAGAAACAGUCCAUUGAGUCUGGCUCCAUAGCAGGCGGGGAGCACCUCUGUUUUAUGGGCAGUGGCAGAGAGGAAGAAGACAUGUACAUGAACAUGGUCCUCGCACACUUCUUACAGAAAAACAAAGAAUAUGUUAGCAUUGCCAGUGGAGGAUUUAUGGCCCUUCAGCAGCACCUGGCAGACAUAAAUGUAGAGGGACCAGAAAGUGGAUACGGCCAUUGGAUUGCCAGUACCUCAGGGUCAAGGGGCAGCAUCAGCUCUGUCGAUGGUGAAUCCUGUAAUGGCUCCAAUGAUAGAGGAAUGAAAUCCCUGGUCAGUAAAAUGACUGUGGCUCUAAAGACAAAAUCCGUUACCGUUAGGGAAAAGGUCAUCAGCUUUAUUGAGAACUCGUCGACUCCUGUGGACCGGCACGUGAGCAGCAGCGACAGAGUGGGCAAGCCUUACCGUGGAGUGAAGCCUGUGUUCAGCAUCGGCGAUGAAGAGGAAUAUGACACAGAUGAAAUCGACAGCUCGUCCAUGUCAGAUGAUGAUAGGAAAGAGGUUGUCAACAUCCAGACCUGGAUCAACAAGCCGGACAUCAAGCAUCACUUUCCCUGUAAAGAAGUUAAAGAAAGUGGACAUAUGUUUCCUAGCCAUCUGCUGGUUACCGCCACCCAUAUGUACUGCUUAAGGGAGAUUCUUUCAAGGAAAGGCCUGGCUUACAUCCAGUCUCGGCAAGCACUAAAUUCUGUAGUGAAAAUUACGUCCAAAAAAAAACAUCCCGAGCUAAUUACCUUCAAGUAUGGAAACAGCAGUGCUUCCGGGAUAGAAAUCUUGGCUAUUGAAAGGUAUUUGAUUCCAAAUGCAGGAGAUGCUACCAGAGCCAUAAAACAGCAGAUCAUGAAAGUGUUGGAUGCUUUGGAAAGUUAAUGUAAAAGAAAGUUAUUUAAGUGAAAUUAAGGCAACGAAGAGAAAUAUGAAAAUAUAUUUCCUGACUCAAUACUAAGCAGAGACCUUUGAUUUGCUCAUGGGGUGCCUGAGUAGAGGGUCUAAAUGCAAAUUAUUGUAAUCAAUACCGGGAUGGGUUCACUUUUUUAACAGUUUCUUUUGCAUCUUUGGUUUUAUAUAAUGAUUUAUUAUAAAGGUCAGUUAUUAAAUGACUUUGAAGUAACUGGCCUUGUGCCCUAUGGAUCCAAGGGCACAGAAUGCAGUUCUGUUUUGAAGAGCUGUUUUAAAGGACAUGCAUCAUUUUCAGGUUUUAAAACAACUGUACACAUACAUAUUUGCAAUGUCUUCACUGAAAUUUAGGGAUAGAAUUAGUUGAAGAGAUUUAAUUGCUACAUUGAGUUUUACUACAAUGAGCAUUAUCGAAAAUAAACGGUUAGACUAAUGAUUAGCUCACUGUUCUGUUCUUAAAAAGAUUGAAGUCUGUUGGAUGGAAUGGAUGGAGAUCAUAGCAACUCAAAACACAGCCCAGAGUGAGACACCGAAGGUCAGCUUCCCCAUCUUCCUUCCUCCAGUAGGUAAUUAUCCAGAGACUAAUUGCCUCAGAGAUAGUGAGCCUCACCCCAAGUUGCUAAGGAACAGUUAACAGCACUAGAAGUAAGUAGGCAUGUUAAGGUUAAAAUUAGCAUUUGGGGGACAGAAUUGUAUCUGUAAAAAUGUCCUUGGUCUUUAUUACAAAUGGGUCAUUUGGUCUAGGCUGUUUCAAAAUGCUUUGCCACACUGAUUAUCCUCCUUGAAAUGAUCACCCGUGACCACACUAAUGUCCAGUUUUUAAAAGAAAGAUAAUCAGAGAGCUGUAGGAAUUUCCCAUUGUUUCUCUAUCACUUUCUAAAAGUUCCCCGGUUUUUGCCGUCGCAGUAAAGUUUGCGUGGUUGGCACUUGUUCCAUCCUUACUCUCUGAAAGACGGACGCCGUCUGCUUUGUUUCGCAGCUUGCUCAGACUAGUCACUGUGCUGAGAGAGCCGGAACAGCUUCCGACCAUGGGAUGAUUUUUAUAAAAUCUGUCUGAAAAAUAGUAAAUAGAACCUGCCAUGUCAUAACAUGUAAUAGAUUUUUUCCAAGGGGUUGGUUGAUAGAAAUAUCUAGAUGUACCCCACCAGUAGCCAGUGUUUUAAUUUGCUUAAUGGAAAUCAAGUGAAUGGUAACAUAAUUAAAAGAACUCUAUUCUGAUAUCUAAAUAAAAACAAUGUAUUUGAGUGGUUGAAGACAUUUGCAUGAAAUUGCACCUUGUACGGUACUUGAUAUUUAUAACUCUUCCCCCAAACUGUUGUAUUUCAUUUCUUCCAUUUUCUCGACACCCUCUUUGAGAUGUCCUGAAGUCUCUCAGCUAUGGGACUUUUUUUCAUAAUAUUAAUGUAAAGAUGUUUGUGUUACUGUUUAUAAAUUACAAUUGUAAAUAAACUGAUACAAGUUUGCUCAAAA